This is a messenger RNA of Nyctereutes procyonoides (raccoon dog), 5161 nucleotides long. It is a transcript of the gene MLPH, whose product is annotated as melanophilin. Gene Ontology annotation, molecular function: small GTPase binding; myosin binding; actin binding. The transcript has 16 exons. The record is from RefSeq and is a predicted model, not a curated record. NCBI's taxonomy places the organism in Eukaryota, Metazoa, Chordata, Mammalia, Carnivora, Canidae. Gene Ontology annotation, cellular component: cortical actin cytoskeleton. Gene Ontology annotation, biological process: intracellular protein transport. The coding region runs from base 259 to 2010 and encodes 583 amino acids.
CCCGGAGCUGGGCGGGGCAGGCUCGGCCCAUGUGACCUCGCCCGCCCGCGCCCCGCGCCACCCCCCCAGGUCAGGUGCCGGGUGCCCCGCGCCCCGCGCCCAGCCUGGCCCCGGCCAUCCUGCGUCGCCCCAGUGCGCCCGGACCGACGCCCCGCCUGGUCGCCUUCCUUCCCCUGUAGGACCGGAGACAGCAGCCCCAGGGGCAGGGCCAGGGCCUGCCCGCCGGGAAAGGAACCGGUGUGAUCCUGACAAGCAGAGAUGGGGAAAAAACUGGAUCUUUCCAAGCUCACGGACGAAGAGGCCAAGCACGUCUGGGAAGUGGUUCAGCGGGACUUUGACCUGAGAAGGAAAGAAGAGGAACGACUGGAGGGGUUAAAGGGCAAGAUUAAGAAGGAAAGCUCCCAGCGGGAGCUGCUUGCGGACUCCGCGCACCUGAAUGAGACCCACUGUGCCCGCUGCCUGCAGCCCUACCGGCUUCUCGUGACCCCCAAAAGGCAGUGCCUGGACUGUCACCUCUUCACCUGCCAAGACUGCAGCCACGCCCACCCGGAGGAGCAGGGCUGGCUCUGCGACCCCUGCCACCUGGCCAGAGUUGUGAAGAUCGGCUCGGUAGAGUGGUACCACAAGCACCUGAGGGCCCGCUUCAAGCGGUUCGGGAGUGCCAAGGUGAUCCGGUCCCUGUGCGGACGGCUGCAGGGUGCAGGUUCGCCUGACAGCGCGCGCAGCUUACCUGACACCCACAGUGGGCCGGAGCCAAGCCCUGGUGAGGGAAGUGGAGACAGUGAACAGACAGAUGAGGAUGGAGAACCGGGCACAGUGGCCCAGGCCCAGCCCCUCGGCAGCACAAAAAAGCGCCUCUCCUUCCACGACUUGGACUUUGAGGCAGACUCUGACGACUCCACUUGGUCUGGAAGUCACCCCCCCCACUCGUCCCCAGUCUCAGUGGCCACAGACAGCCUGCAGGUCCCGUGUGCCCAGGCCCUCACGCAUGAGCCUCGUGCAGAGGACGCCUCCCAGGAGGCCGCCGUCCUGGAGGAGGCGGAUGUUGAUGCCUCUGGGUGCUGUGCGCAUCCAGAAGAGCAGAUGGACAGCCUCUCACCUGCCGGACGGGACGCCCUCGCGGAGCCCUGCCCCCCUGCGGGGUCCUGCAGCACAGCCACAGCUGGGACGCACGCCAUCGGGAGGGAGCCCCUCCGCUCCCAGCAUCUGGCCGACGCGGACAUCUCCGUCUCCGAAGACGAGGACGCCGGGGCUCCGGGCACCACCUCCCAGCAUCCCCGACGGGGAGGCCACACUCCAGCUGAGAGUCAGUGUCUCGCCGGCCGUGAGCCCACCGACGCCGACAGAGAAGAGGAGACCCUCAGGAGGAAGCUGGAGGAGCUGACCUGCCGCGUCAGUGACCAGGGCGCCUCAUCCGAGGAGGCGGGGAGCGAGGAGGAAGGGUCAGACCUGGCCAGGAGCCCCUCCUCGCAGGACCUCCCCGGGGCAGCCCCGGAGGUGUGCGCGGCUGCGGGCCAAACGCACGGACGGGACACGACCCCCUGGGGCCCUCGGGACCUCGUGCAGCCCGGCAGGACCACAGACGAGGAGCUGCUGCAGCUGGAGGACAGAGUGGCCCUGACGGCCUGUGAGGUCCAGCAGGUGGAGAGCGAGGUGUCCAACAUCAAGUCCAAGAUUGCGGCCUUGCAGGCUGCGGGGCUCACGGUGAAGCCCUCGGGGAAGCCCCGGAGGAAGUCCAACCUCCCGAUAUUUCUUCCCCGACUUGCUGGGAGUUACGACCAGAGGCCUAAGGAUCCGAAUGCAGAAACUUUGGACGAGGUGACGACUGCGCCCUAUCUCCUCAGAAGGAAGUUCAGUAAUUCUCCGAAAAGCCAAGGUAGAGCCGCCGACUCUGCUCGGCCAUCGGCGUUGGCGUACCGCGGAGGAUCCCUGACGCAGAGGAACCCCAACAGCAGGAAGGGGGUGGCCGCCCACAGCUUCGCAAAGCCUGUGAUGACCCAGCAGCCCUGAAGGGGCCCGACGGAGCCACCCGGGCCCACCUCCCGUCUCCCUGCACCUCAACUCGUGCUCCUCCACCUGCCCUGAACGUCGUGCUGCACACAGUCGGGGGACACGGGACAAGACGGAGCCCCGUCCGAAAGCGAGCCCUCCUGCGAGGUGACAGCGCUCCAGACCCGCCGCUAUCCCCCACCCCUGCUCCCUGACGCCCUCGGCCACCGCCCCUGCCGGCCUGCCCCGACCCCUGAGAAACGCCGAGGCUGACGUGGCUUUCCUGUACGACGGAGUUCCACGCACGUAUCGAAGGCCACGGAGAAGAAUGCUCCAGCCUGAUCUUUUGUCCCUUUCCGAGCCGGCCUGGCCAGAGGGGGGCUGGCCCCGCGCAGCACCUGACGUGUGCUCCAGCCUGGGUGGGAGCAGGGCAGGCGUGCGUGUCCCCAUGUGUGCACGUGCGCUGUCGGACCGGGCAACUGCGCGUCGAGGCGGGCGACGGAACCCCUGACCAGCCGACCUCCCCGCCCUCCUCCUGCCCCCCGUUCUGCGAGGCCACCUGGGAUUCACAGACUGGGGGCAAUCCUGCUGCGGUCCAGGGCACAGCGUGCACAAGGCAGCAGGGGAGCCUCGGAUCCACGUUGGAGGGCAGAGGACCUGCUGGGGAGGUGGGCCGCAGGGUGGGUUCCAGCCUGGCGCUGUCACUCAUGCAGGGGUCAGCCGGUGGGACCGAGGGGCCAGGACCAACUAGGGAUGCCCGCUAGCCACCUGCCGUCAGUUCUGGAGGGGCCCUGAGUCGUCCUCCACCUGGGGCAGCCUGGGAGUCAGGGUUGCUUUUGGGUGACUGGGUGGCUCAUCCGGUUCUAAGGGGAGCCCACGGGGACCCUGCGGGGGGGGGCCGCCUCAGAACAUGGUAAUUGUAAUUGCACACGCCCCUCCGCCCCGGCUGCACACUGUGACCCACCCCACGGGGACUCGUGUGUGCAAUCUUGGCUUGAAUUUAAGCCUGUUUUGUGGACGAGGACACGGAGCCCUGAGUGCGAGGCAGCGUCCCCCUGGAGCGAGAGCUGAUCGCAGGCACAGCUCCACGCACCCCCCUCCCCGCACCCACCCAGGACCCCAAGCCUUGCACCUCCACCGAGCCGCAGGUGCAGCCGCCGCCGGGCUGGCCCACGGGCUUCGGGAACCAGCUUCUGGAUGGAUCCGGCUGCCGGGGCUGCCGGGGUGUGUAGAAGAGACGGGUCUGACACCCCUGCUCCGGGCGGCCACCUGGCUCCUGACUCAAAGCCGAGUGAUGGAAGGCGUCCUACAGACGAAAGGGGAUCCGUUUCUUUGUUGGCGCGCCCCUCCCUGUUCACAGAGUACCUUAAAGUCAGUGCGAGUUCAUGGGAGUCCGAGCAGUGAGUCCGCUGGCCCUGGGUGUGUCCCCGAGGGUUGACAGUGGGUCCCCAGUUUACCUGCUCGUGUCCCAGAACCUCGCUAGCCAGGCUCCUCCCUGGCUGAUCUGAGCUCCGAGAACCUCAAACUCCCAACAGCCGGGUGUCCCCUGUCAGGGUGGCCUCGAGGGGCGUGUGAGCCGUCAUCGGUGCCUUCAGACUUGUGCCUUCACUCCCUCAGCAGCCCUGCACGGAGACCCGACAGUGCGGGAGGCUGGGGGGGUCCUUCCCAGCCCCUGCCCUGGUCCCGCCGGCCCAGCCCCCCACGCUGGAGCCCCUUCUCCAUCCCCAUCCGGCCCCAAGGCCUCGGGCCCCUGGGAGCUGGACGUGUGGCCGAUUCCACCCCAGAGAGCAGCCACCACCACCGCCUCUGGGGGCUCAGAGUCACCCUUCCAGCCGAACUUGGUCUCACGCCCCAGUUGCUUGCUGUGCCCUCUAGUGUCCCCUCCGGCCUUCCAGGGGCUCCGGCCACGGCUCGCUCGCCUUCGCCCCCACCUCCUGUCAGGAGAACGUGGCUAUUUGGAGUGUAUCUUUAGGCCAAACACUUCCACUCGGUUCUUUUCCACGAUGUCUGGGUCUCGUUGCUCGUGGGACACAUCUGCCCGCGUCUUGAUAAACCCAGGUGCUGGGUCUAUGCCUGUGUCACGGUGCAUCAGUGCUGUCUCUGCUCUUGGGAACCGUGGGCCAUUGCUCCAUGGAGACCUUCGUCGUGACUUGUGACAGCGUCCCCAGGGAGCGCUGGCUGCUUGGGCUGCCGUUGUGGGGGGCAGGAGGGUCACUGUGAGCCCCACUGCCCAGACCCCUUGCCUUCCAAACAAGCCCCUGGGAAGCUUGAGAAGACCUGUCCCCCGAGCCUGGGGGCCACCAGGCCUGACAGUUUUGGGGGAGCUGCUCCCAAGGCAGGCCAGCCCCACCUCCUUUCUCCAAAGUCCCCGUUGCCCCUGCGUCCUCCCGAGGAUACCUGCCCCAUGGCCCAGACCUGAGUCCAUGGAUCGGGCCACAUCUCUGUGCUGCCUUGUCUGUGAUGCUUUUGUGCUACAACAACAGAGUUGGGUCGUUACCAUCUGACCCCGUACGGGACAAGGUUGCCGACUCCCGGCCUGGGCCCUUGUCCCGGCUUCUGCAAGGAGCCGUCCCAGGCAGCGGCUGGCAGGGCGAGAGGAGCACACCAGCUUCCUCCAGUCCGGCCCCCCACGGCCCCCCAGCCAGCCGCCCUGCCCUCUCCACAGCCCUCCACCCCUGCACUCCUCCCCCGGCUUGUGCCGGGAAAGGUGCGGCACCCACGCCAGCGCGCACCGUCUUGGCAAACGGGAUGCGUUGCAUCCUGGAACAGGGGGUGGCAGCCAGCCCGGAUCUCGAGGGGCCCCGGGGCUGCUCCUAACAAAUUCUCACCCGCCAGCAAUGGACCGUCUCAGGGUGGAGGCCGGAAGUCUGGGAUCGGCAUGUGGGCAGGCCCUGCUCCCUGCAGCCGCUCUCGGAGACACUCCCUUCUCUGCCUGCCCGAGCCUCGGGGGCCCCCGCCGUCCUGAGCCUGUGGCUGCGUCAUCCCACGUUGUGGCCCCGUCCUCACAGGGCCCACUGUGUCUGUGUCACAUCUCCCUCUGCCCUUCUCUUACAAGGAUGCUCAUCCCUGGAUUUGGGACCCACCUCAGUUAUCCGGGUAAUCUCAUCGGACAUCUUCACCCUCCAGACGUGUACAAAGACCCUUUUUGCAAAUAAAAUCACCUUCCCAGUUU